This is a messenger RNA of Heterobilharzia americana, 1203 nucleotides long. The record is from the annotation of a GenBank genome assembly. NCBI's taxonomy places the organism in Eukaryota, Metazoa, Platyhelminthes, Trematoda, Strigeidida, Schistosomatidae.
AUGGUUUGCGAAACUAAGUACUAUGAGCUUCUCGGUGUAUCACCAACUGCAACUGAGGCAGAGAUCAAAAAGGCUUAUCGCAAAUUGGCUCUUCAGUUUCAUCCGGACAAGUGUCCAGAUAACCCUGAAAAGUUCAAAGAAAUUUCUCAGGCUUUCAUGGUUCUCAGUGAUCCAGCAAAGAGGAAGAUAUACGACAGAGGGGGUGAACAGGCGUUGAAGGAGGGUGGUGGUGAAUCCGGUGGGAUGGCUGACCCCAUGGACAUAUUCCAGAUGUUUUUCGGUGGUGGUCGUUCUCGUGGCCCGCGUAGAGGCAAAGAUUGCGUACAUCAACUUUCUGUGACGUUGGAAGAAUUGUACAAUGGCAGCACCAGAAAGCUUGGAGUAACAAGGAAAGUUAUAUGUGAUAAGUGCCAAGGUCGUGGUGGUAAAGCAGGUGCAGUGAUGCCUUGUCGUACUUGUCGGGGAACAGGCAUACAAACUCAUAUUCGUCAGUUGGAUGUUGGAUUCGUCCAGCAAAUACAGAGCACAUGUAGUACAUGCAGAGGGGAAAGAGAAAUAAUUGACCCCAAAGACUGUUGUAAGAAGUGUGAGGGUAAAAAGGUUGUUCGCGAGACCAAGGUCAUUGAAGUGCCAAUCGACAAAGGAAUGUCAGACGGUCAAACCAUCAGGUUUAGUGGUGAAGGAGAUCGUGAACCAGGACUAGAACCUGGAGAUUUGAUAGUAUCUCUUGAUGAACAGCAACACGACCGAUUCAUUAGACGCCGAACAGAUCUCAUAUAUACACUGGUCUUGUCUCUUUCAGAAGCCUUAUGUGGCUUUCAGCGGGUGAUACGUACAUUAGACGACCGGGCACUUGUCAUAAAUUCCAGACCAGGCGAAGUGUUUACGAAUAAAGAUUACCGCGCCAUUGAUGCAGAAGGAAUGCCACGCUACAAAAACCCAUUUGAAAAAGGUCGACUCAUCGUGAAAUUCGAUAUUGCAUUCCCGAAAAAGGAUUUCCUCCCAAUGGCGCAGUUGGAAUCGUUGCGAAAGUUGCUCCCUCCGCCUGCGUGCAUCGAAGAUAUACCUGAGGAUGCUGAAACCGUUGCGCUGCAACCCUUCGAUCCUGAACACGACCAGCAGCAUGAUCGCCGACAAGAGGUUUAUGAAGAUGAUGAUGCAGCUGAGAGUGGCAAUCCACGCGUACAAUGUGCAUCGGCCUGA